AUGGGCUGUGGCUGGUUUCCGUGUGCAUUGCUCAGCUGUUGUUUGGAUACUGCUUGCAGGAGUAUUGAAACGCGCCCGCAUUACGUCACGCGGCGAUUUGCCGAAUUCUCUGCGUCAAUCAUAGUCAUCAACGAGGGCUGGGAGGAUCUGCAAUUGGACACUUCCAUGAUGCGUAUGCUCUCGGAAUUGGAAGCAUUCCUGGCCAAUUCCGCUGCCCUGUUCAACAGACAAAAGGACCGGUUGGUCUUUUUCAUCAACAACUACGACCUCAUCCUCACCAUCAUGCAAGAAAAGACAUCAGGACCGUCGAAGGAGAGCCAACACUUUGAACUGGUGCUCAACGCAAGGAUACAAAGCUACGUGCAGGAGGAGCUAGCACCAUACUUUGGCAAACUCAUUAUGUUUGUGGGAGAGACCGAGCCACUCCUGGCCGAGGGCAAGGUGCAGCUAGACCAAGCGCGUGUGGAGAAACUGGUGCGGUCCUUCGCACAAGACUGGCGCAGAGCCAUAGACGACAUCAACGCAGACGUGCUGCAAUCGUUCACCAACUUCACAGCCGGCACAGAGAUCCUGCAAGCCGUGCUCACUGGCCUCAUUAUCUACUACCAACGUUUCCUGGCGAUCAUGGCAAAGGCUCCCUUCAACACGCUCUCCUGCCGACACGAACUCAUCAACAUCCAUCACGUUAUGGUGGAAGUUAAGAAACACCGCGCCACCUUCUGA
Sphaeroforma arctica JP610 is the source of this 723-nucleotide messenger RNA. RefSeq lists its product as hypothetical. Bases 1 to 723 code for a protein of 240 amino acids. The record is from RefSeq and is a predicted model, not a curated record. NCBI's taxonomy places the organism in Eukaryota, Ichthyosporea, Ichthyophonida. Gene Ontology annotation, molecular function: syntaxin binding. Gene Ontology annotation, cellular component: GARP complex. The transcript is spliced from 5 exons. Gene Ontology annotation, biological process: retrograde transport, endosome to Golgi; Golgi to vacuole transport; endocytic recycling.